Molecule: messenger RNA, 638 nt
Organism: Sinocyclocheilus anshuiensis
Lineage: Eukaryota; Metazoa; Chordata; Actinopteri; Cypriniformes; Cyprinidae
Product: fucolectin-5-like
Exons: 5
Coding region: 57-446 (129 amino acids)
Source: RefSeq, a predicted model, not a curated record
GCCGUCAGUCCUGAUACAAAUAUAAAAUAUGCUGAUUAAAACCAUUUCUUGACACUAUGACAUCUUCCAGAAAGUCGUGGUCAUCGUGUUCCUCAACCGGUAAUCAGACUAACCCAUGGUGGAGAGUGGAUCUGAGUUCUGUGUACAGAGUUAAUAGAGUCGUCAUCACAAACAGACUAGACUGCUGUCCAGAACGAAUAAACGGAGCGGAGAUUCGCAUUGGAAACUCUUUGGAGAACAACGGCAACAACAAUCCCACAUGUGCUGUGAUUUCUAGCAUUUCAGCUGGUGUUUCCUCCACCUACACAUGUAACGAUUUGGAGGGUCAAUAUGUGAAUCUGUUAAUUCCUGGAGAUUCAAAGUAUCUUACUCUGUGUGAGGUGGAGGUCUAUGGAGAAGAUCCUUUUUUCCAAGAAGACUCCUGUGAAGAUGAAACUGAAGUUUGAGUCUGUCUGAACCUCCAGCUCCUGUCACAGCUUCAGUCUGCUUUGGUGGAACGAGGGUUUUCUGACAUGACGCUGCUGUGGUCUGAACCGCAUAAAAAGGAUGUGACGCGGAAGGAAGCUGUGCCAAGUCAAUGUGUUCAUACAAACACCAGAAAACAGAGAAGAAAUGUUGACUUUGAAGUAAAUUAUUCA